This is a messenger RNA of Ylistrum balloti, 1978 nucleotides long. RefSeq names its product solute carrier family 28 member 3-like. Lineage: Eukaryota; Metazoa; Mollusca; Bivalvia; Pectinida; Pectinidae. Bases 1 to 1941 code for a protein of 646 amino acids. Gene Ontology annotation, cellular component: membrane. Gene Ontology annotation, biological process: nucleoside transmembrane transport. The record is from RefSeq and is a predicted model, not a curated record. Gene Ontology annotation, molecular function: nucleoside:sodium symporter activity. The transcript is spliced from 11 exons.
AUGGCAGCCGACGGAGUUGAGUUAAGGACCGUGAAGCCCCUGUACCACAAAGGAGACAACGAUUCUGCUUAUGAGAGUAACGGGGGCAGGGACAACAUAGCCUUAGAUCUGGGAGAUGAGGCCAUUGCAGAACAAAAGAUUAAGAACGAUACAAAUGGUGACAAUGUCCCAAAGUUUGAGGUUGAAGAGAACACAGGAUUUGUCUACCAUCUCCAAACGUCUGUGCGAACCACCUACAGUUCAAACAGUGAUACGAUAUGGGCGUGCAUUUACGUUAUCCUUUUAGUGUUGUACUUCGUCUAUUUUGGAUUCGCCAUGGCUCAUGAAAAAUUCGGAGACGAGGGUUCAAUCCGGCUUCUUGUCUGCACCAUUCUUUUUGUUAUUGGACUUUGCUGGAAUUUCUGUCGUAAGCGUCUUGGAGGUAAAAUCAGGAUGCCCGAUCUCCCAUGGGAACCAGAGCGGAAAGAAAAAGUUCUUAAAAUUGGUUACAUCGCACUUGUCGUCGCUGUUGUUCUCUUCAUAGUCAUCUACAUAAUUGCUGAAGUUGCAAUCAACUCCACCGAGAAUCUCAUCAGUUUGACAGGACUUGUCUUCUUUGUGUUCGUCUUCUUUAUAUGUUCUCGAAAUCCAGCACAGAUUAAAUGGCGUCCAGUGUUUUGGGGACUGGUCAUUCAGUUUUUCUUUGCUCUCCUGAUUCUACGAUGGCCAUUCGGGUAUCAAGCGUUCCUAUGGCUGGGUGCUCGCGUGUCCGAGUUCCUCGCCUACUCCGACAAAGGUGCCAUCUUCGUGUUUGGGAGUACAUACACAGAUCAUUUUUUCGCUUUUAAGGUGUUGACGGUGAUCGUGUUCUUCAGCACGGCGGUGUCUGUGCUCUAUUAUAUUGGAGUGAUGCAGUUUAUCAUUCGGUAUCUGGCCCGUUUUAUGUCCUGGUCUAUGGGAACCUCACCUACCGAGUCCCUUAACGCCGCCGGUAACAUCUUCAUCGGACAGAGCGAGGCUCCAUUGCUCAUUCGACCUUUCCUGAAGGACAUGACCAAUUCAGAAUUACAUGCAGUUUUGACUGGAGGGUUCGCCACAAUAGCUGGAAGUGUCAUGGCUGCGUACAUUGCUAUUGAUGUGCCCGCUAACCAUCUCCUCUCUGCCUCUGUCAUGUCUGCUCCAGCUGCCCUAGCAAUGUCGAAAUUAAUAUGUCCGGAGACUGAGGGAAGCAAGUCUGACCCCAAGAAGGUGUAUAACAUGGAACAGGGUCCCGAAAGAAAUGUUAUCGAGGCUGCUUCAAAUGGUGCGUCCCAAUCCAUCAAGUUAAUAGCCAACAUUGCCGCCAACCUGAUCGCUUUUAUUGCAGUUUUAGAGUUUGUUAAUGCUACGCUUGAUUGGUUUGGGUCACGAGUAGGACUUGAGGAACCCGAUUUUGAAAGAUUAACAUUUCAAUUUAUCUGUUCCUAUGUUUUCUACCCUAUCGCCGCCAUGAUGGGAGUCCCGGUUGGGCAUGACUGUAGAAAGGUUGCCGAGUUGAUAGGCAUCAAAACCUUUCUUAACGAGUUCGUGGCCUAUGGAGAACUAUCUGUUUACGUUAAUAACGCCAAGAAUCUAACCUGGUACGAGGGACUUAACGGUACCACCACUGUCACCAAGAUGUGGGGCGAGGUGAACCAUACAGGGGCGUGGCACUACGACAAAUGGGAUAUCGUUUAUGAAGAUAUGAACAUUACCCUCACUAAAGGAAUACUAUCGGAUAGAGCCGUUGUUAUAUCUACAUAUGCACUUUGUGGCUUUUCUAAUAUCGCCUCGAUGGGAAUAAUGCUUGGAGCGCUAGGAGCCAUGGCGCCCUCUAGGAAGUCGGACCUCUCCAAACUGGUGGUGACAGCAAUGAUCGCUGGGAAUGUGGCGUGUUUUAUGACAGCAAGUAUUGCAGGACUAUUCUACGAUGGAGGAAAGUGAUGCUGUCGACAAGGUCAAGAAUGGUAAUUAAUUGGAC